AUGUGGGCGUACAGAAAGAACGACAUUGGCGUGCCUCCUACAAUCUCGCCAAUCGACCCGGCCUAUUCAUCGGACCUAACAGAGCUGGUUUUCGUGUACGUCAAGAUCACGAUGCGCGACACCAACCCGUCGUCGCCUCCGCUCGCGCCGUCUGCGAAUUGGCCGUUUGCUGCGCGCAAACCUCCCGUCCAUUCCUUCACGGCGAGCUUCUUCCCGUCCGUUAUCUCCUUUCAGGGGUACCCUGUCACAGAGCCUCCUCCUCCGCCUCCUCCGCCUCCCGCGGGGAGCAAUGCGGGGGUGUUUAUGGGCGUGGGCGUGGCGCUAGGAGUGCUACUGUUGGCGGCUGUUGCGGGCUUUCUAUACGUCUGGCUGGUGCGGCGGCAGCAGAGGGAGCAGGGGGAUAAGAAUCUGGACAGGGGCCGUGCAGCUGUGUUUGCUGCAAUGCACUCUGCAGGUAAGAACCGCUGGUGGUUUGGAGUGGGGGGGAGUUUGCGGAGCAAAGGAAGCAAGGGGGAGUUGACAAGCAAGCGGAGUGAAGGGGAUACUGGUGCGGAGAAGGAUAGCAAAGAGCUAGCAGAUGUGGGGAGUGCGGAGAUGCAAGGCAUUUCAGGUGAAGUUUUCACAGGGGAGAGUUCUUUAGUGCUCAGCGCCAUUCCUUUCAUUGCCACCGCUGACGCCGCUGCCCCCGCUCCCCCUUCUUCCCCCGCUCCCGCCUCCGCAAACGCCUUCCGCGUCCGCUCCCUCCGCCCGUCAUUCCCGCCUUCCGCGCUUCACCCGCACUUCUCCAUCCCCGUCCGGAGCCUCCAGCGCGCCGUCGUUCCGCUUCCGCCGCACGUCCCCCCGCGCACGCCGUUCGAGCAGGUCGUGCGCGCGGUGCAGCCGCUCGCCUUCAAAACCGCCGCUACCAUCCUCGCCGACCCGUCACAGCAGGGCAAGAACGGCUCCGUGAAACCCGCCGAUGUUAGCGCCGCAGUUAGCGGGCUCGUUGCGGAAGGGGUCGAGGUCCGCGUGGAGGUAUGGCCGCUCGCCGUAGCGCAAUUGGCGUCGCUCGAGUGGUUCGAGUUCAGCCUUCCGAAAGCCGUGAACGUUACUAGCCAGGUUCCCGCAGCAAGCGGCGGGCCUGGCGGAAAAGGAAGCGGAGGUCCCGCGGGCGGAAUCGACACAGUAGUGCUGAUGUACGUCAAAAUAUCCGCGCCAGACGCGGCCAUUCCCACGCCGGCUUCGUCCACGUGGCCGUUCAGCAACUCCUCGACCUCCUCCGCAUCUCCCGGCUCGUCGUCUUCCGCCGCCGCGACGGCUUACCUCAAGCCGAUGAGCUUCGUGUCGCCGCAAGUGGCGCUGCUGACUUACACCUCGUCCCACGAAUAUCGCCGCCCCGUCCCCUCCGGUUCUCGCUCCCCCGAGCCCACCCCCCCCGCCGUACGUCCCCCCGCCUCCGCCAUCCCCGCCGGCGCCGCCCCCUCCGCCUCCCCCGGACUCGUCAGUCCCCGCGUGGAAGAUCGCGGUGGGGGUGGUGGCGGGGCUGGUGGCGCUGCUGACGGCGGCGGGGCUUGCAGCGCUGGUGUAUGUCCGCAUGUCGCGGCAGCAGGGCAAGCAGAACGCGAGUAA
Closterium sp. Naga37s-1 is the source of this 1608-nucleotide messenger RNA. The record is from the annotation of a GenBank genome assembly. NCBI's taxonomy places the organism in Eukaryota, Viridiplantae, Streptophyta, Zygnematophyceae, Desmidiales, Closteriaceae.